UAACCCACACACAUCACAGAGAGAGAGAGAAGCCGACAAUGGAAACAAACUAAACUAAAGAACGAGACGAAAUUAAAGUCUCAGCUCUGCCCUGCCAACUGAAUAUAUAUACAUAAAGAAGAAAGCUUUCGAUCGAUCAAUAAUAUGUAUAUAUAUUCAGCCAUGCAAGACAUUGCUGGGAUCCUAUGUGGUUGGGUUUUAUGUCUUUUGGUGUUCUACUUGGUAUACGUUAAGGUUAUUAUUGUCCCCUCCAAAAAGGGCGCCCUGCCCAGAUCCUACCCCUUCGCCGGCCACCUCUUUUCCAUGCUCCGCCACAGGAACACCAUCCUCGACUGGACCGCCGACCUCCUCCGCAAGUCCCCCACCUCAACUUUCACCCUCCGCUUCCCCUUCGGCCGCGCCAGAAUCCUGACCGCGAACCCCAACAACGUUCAACACAUCAUGAAGCUCAGGUUCAAGGACUACCCGAAGUCGCGAAACUUCGAGGACUCCUUCCUCGACCUCUUCGGCGAGAGCCUUUUUCUCGCCGACGGGGAGAACUGGAAGAGGCAGAGGAUGCUCUACGGCGCCGAGUUCCACGCGAAGAGUUUUCUGACUUUCAUCGAGUCGAUCACCCUGGAGGAGCUGUCAGAGAGGAUGUUCCCGCUCCUCUCUGCCGCUGCCCGGGGUGAGAAGGUGCUGGACUUCCAAGAAGUCAUGCGCCGGUUCACCUUCGACGUGGUGGCGAGGCUCGGCCUCGGCCACGACCUCGCCUACCUCUCCCCGUCGUUCCCGGAGACGGAAUUCGGGGACGCGUUCGACGAGGCCAUCGAAAUAUGCUGGAAGCGGUGCCUCUCCCCGUUCAUGACCGCUUGGCGGCUGCAGAAACUUUUUGACUUGGGGUCCGAGUGGCGGCUCCGGCGGGCGGUGGCAGUUCUCCGGAGACUCAUCAGAAAGUUAAUCAAAGAAAGGAAGGAGUUUGGAGACGACUUCUUGUCGAGGUUGAUGAGCAAGAAGAUAACAGACGAGAAGUUCCUCAUCGACGCCGCCAUUGCGAUCGUUCUUGGCGGCGUCGACACGAUGGUCUCCGCCUUCACUUGGCUGUUCUGGAUCGUCGCCCGCCACCCCGAGGCGGAGGCGAAGAUCCUCAGAGAGAUCGAGGAUUACGACGCCGGGAAGAUCAAAGAACUGGUGUACAUCCACGCCGCCGUCGCCGAGAGCAUGAGGCUCAACCCGCCGGUGCCGCUUGAGGGAAAACAGGCGAGAGUCGACGACGUGUGGCCCGACGGGACAAGGGUGCAGAAGGGGAUGGGAGUGAUCUGCCACACCUACGCGGUGGGCCGGUCGGCGGCGGUGUGGGGAUCCGACUGGGCGGAGUUCAAGCCGGAGAGAUGGUUGAAGAAAGAAGACGGCGCCGGCGCCGGGGAGGAGCGGUGGAGUUUCGCGGCGAAGGAUGCCUUCACUUAUCCGGUGUUUCAAGCCGGACCGAGGAUAUGCUUGGGGAAGGACAUUGCGUUCAUCCAGCUGAAGAUGGUGGCCGCAGCCGUGUUGCGGCGUUUCCGGGUGGUGGACGCCGCGGCGAACGGCGGUGGCUUGCCGCUCUGCGAAUCCUAUAUCAGCUGCAGGAUGAAAGAUGGGUUUUCCGUACGCAUUGUGGAGCGUGGUAGCAUGCAGCAAAGUCCACAAAUUAAAAAUGGAGGGGUUGCAUAAAUUCGAUCAAACCAUAUAUUAUUAUGAAAAUAAUUCGUUUUUAAUUAU
Cuscuta campestris is the source of this 1737-nucleotide messenger RNA. The record is from the annotation of a GenBank genome assembly. NCBI's taxonomy places the organism in Eukaryota, Viridiplantae, Streptophyta, Magnoliopsida, Solanales, Convolvulaceae.